AUGGCCACGGCGCUGAACGAGGAUGUCUACGCCCACCUCCUGACGUUCAUAUCUUCCCCGGCCGACCUCCUCGCAGUGGCGCUUACCAGCAGUGAUCUAUUUCGCCUUGGCAUGCCAGAACUGCGCUAUCGUUCUAUCAGGAUGAACUUGGGAAACAACGCGCUUUGGAUGUACCUGGCGGAGAACCCAUCAUUGGCGUCUAGGGUGCGGGAACUCGUGAUCCUAAAGGACAAUGCGCAUAGUCUGUUGGUUAAGAAGGAAAUGGAACGGCUUCUUAUCCCUGAUUUGCGGAGCGCAGUGCCUCCACGAAGAAUAACCAAGGCUGACGUGGAGCAAUCUGAAAGAUUGUUGAUCCAGGCUCUACGAGUACUCGUCAACCUUGAGAGCUUUGGUUGGCAUCGUGUGGCUCCUUUGAUCAGUGAGGGACAAAAGGUGCUGCCGUCGAUUGGAUUGCAGUCAUCUACUAGUAGCGAUGCCCCGCCUGAAGUUUACUCAGAAGAUGUUUGGACUGCGUUGAGGAACCACACCCAAGUGAAGAAACUGAUAGUCAUGAAUAUUGGGCGAGGCCAAAUGGUGAUUCCUGCAAGUACCUGGUCUGUCUUUGAUAGUUCCAUGUAUACCCUUCGGAGCCUCACACAUGUAGAGUUGAAGCUGUGCUAUACACCAGCGGAAGACGAUGGUUCGGCUCCUAAAAUCAAUACUGAUCGAUUGCAAGCAUUCCUGCACUCAUGUUCAGAUCUUGAGUUCCUAUCGCUAGAGAUAUUCGAUCGCCGCUUCCACGCAGGCCAUGGACGGCGCCUAUUCACCGAUAUCUCCCCCAUUCUCAUAGGGAUCACAUGGCCCCGACUAACCUGCCUCCAACUUGGCGAUGUGGUUGUUAAUAAACAAGUCAUCACGCUGUUCUUGAAUAGACACCCCACACUCCGAACUAUUGCUGCGGAUCUCUCACUUUCUGUCAACGAGCGCGCACAGAACUUUGAAUUGGAUAUGACAGGCUUGAAAAAGGGUGCCCUACCGAAUCUUACACAUCUCGUUGUUCACCCCAAAAUGGCCCGUCCUAUUCUGUGUGGUGUUCCAGACCACUCGACGAUUAGAGAACUUGCGGCUGUCAAGCCGCGUGUUUGGGAUGCGCCUGAGGUUGAAAUUGAGUCUCCAAUGGCUUGUUUUGACACGUGGAGCGAACUUCCGCUGGAGAACACAUAUGUAGAUGAAGAUGACAACACCAGACUGGAACGCGCUUUUAGGCUCAAAGAGAUGAAACAUCUAAAAUCGUUAUCUCUUUGGAACGUCACAGAAUUGGAGCAGCUCGAGGCACUAGCAAAGUUAACCCCAAACUUGGAAUCUCUAUCGAUACAUCGAUGUCUGAUCAGAUCUGUUGUAUGUCCCCCUUCAAACUCUAUUGACCCUCAGAGGCAUCAUAACAUUAUACUGACUGGCAUACGCUAG
This is a messenger RNA of Laccaria bicolor S238N-H82, 1446 nucleotides long. RefSeq lists its product as uncharacterized. The transcript is spliced from 3 exons. The record is from RefSeq and is a predicted model, not a curated record. Lineage: Eukaryota; Fungi; Basidiomycota; Agaricomycetes; Agaricales; Hydnangiaceae. Bases 1 to 1446 code for a protein of 481 amino acids.